CGGGGCCGGAAGCGGACGGCGGCGACGUGGGCGGCGGAGCGGGGCCGGGCGGGCCACGGCGCCGCGAUGGAGGGGCUCUACCACCAGACCAACAAGCAAGUCCACGAGGUCCAGUCUUACAUGGGGCGCCUGGAGACUUCAGACAAGGAGUCAGUACACUUAGUAGAAAAUGAGAUUCAGGCAAGAAUAGACAAUAUAUUCAGCAACUUGGAACGUCUGGAAAUCCUGUCCAGCAAAGAACCUCCCAGUAAGCGACAGAAUGCUAAACUCCGAGUUGACCAGCUGAAGUAUGAUGUUCAGCAUCUGCAGACAGCUCUGAGGAACUUUCAACAUCGCCGUUACAUCCGGGAGCAGCAGGAGCGACAGCGAGAAGAGUUGCUUGCACGUACAUUCACUACUAAUGGUACUCACAAGAAGAUCCUGGACGUUGCCAACAUGUUGGGCUUAUCCAAUACAGUAAUGCGGCUGAUUGAGAAGCGAGCCUUGCAAGAUAAAUACUUCAUGAUUGGGGGAAUGAUUUUGACUUGUGUAAUUAUGUUUCUCGUCGUGCAGUAUCUGACAUGAGCUACUGAACUAUUGCCAGAGGAGAUCCGUCUUUUGGAGCAAGACGGACUGUCCUCCAAACUGUACUUUCCUCCGAGUGCUGCUUUGGAUGAGCCCCUCCUGUGAACUUCAGAGUUUACAAAUCACUCUCAGCCACAUGUCAUGUGGAAAGCAUGCAGGGAAUCUAAUUUCCCUGGGGAGAAUGGCCCUAUAAAAAUAACUGUAGCCUUUACUGCUCUCACCUUACUGUUUGCAAGUUUAAGAAUCUGGUAAAAUAGGAAGCAGAAGUGAAAAUUUUGCCCAGCUGUUUUUGUGAGGUUGGAAUGUCCUUUUGGGUAGGUAGGGAUAAGAGGAUGCAAAGGCAGAGCGUAAGAUGUAGUGAGCCUUUCCUGUGCUAGCUAGACAGUGACCCUGAUGACUGCAUUUUGCAAUGGAAGAAGGCCACUGAGGAGAAUUUUGCAUUGUUUGUAGGCACACUCGUGCGGAGUAAGUGUGCAAAAAGGGGGGAAGUGAAGGGUCCCCAUCUGCAAACUCACUGUUUCAGUUGGAGGGAGAAGGGUUUGUGAGGGAAGGGUCUUAAAGCAUGGUUAUAACCUCAGCUAGCUUUUUUGUUUACACAUACAGUAUUAACCAGCCCAAAUCUUCCCGUUUCAGGUUGAAAUGUUUCUCAUCUCAUCUGAGUUAUGUUUUGGUACCUUUUUAUGCCCCGCUGCUUCCCAGUGGAAGCUGAACACUGUACUUCUACCUGCUUUCAGUCCGAUGCACGAUGCCUGUGUCAUCUCACUGUGCCUGGUACCAACUCCAGCCUCUGAAAACUAAACUGACAUUUUUAAUGCUAGUGCACAUCAUGGCUUGGUGUAUUUGUUUUUUUGAGGUGGUUGGCUGGGGUUUUGUGCUCUGUAGCUGAUGGGUUUUGAAUCCAUGAAGCGGGCAAGUAUUCGCUGUGCUCAGGUUCAGAUUUGUGAUUUUUAUGUUCAUGGAGCUGGAAUGGGCUCUCUCUGCUGUUCUUUACAUUCAGAAUAACAGGGGGAUCAGGGCAAUAGACCUUUCAGUUAAAAUCAGUUGUUGUUAAAGUCUCCUGAAAUUACGUGCCUUGGGAUGGUAAACAUCCCUCAUCCUUGGGAAGGGUGUUAUUUGCGUUAUCCUUUGUAGAAUUACUGUGAAAGACAUGCUCAUGCCUAUCACCUCACAGAGGUGAUGGCCAGCUUUGACAUAUCUCCUUGGUUGUAGAUACCUAUCCACAUUUAAACAUUACCAGUUACGAAAUGCCUCGUUGUUUAAAUGCGGUACUCCUUUCCCUGCAGACUGGGGGGGCUCUGUUCAGAGUGGCCAUCCUGAGAUUUUUGGGUAUCAUCCGUUUCAGUCAGCCUUCAGGUACAUUCCCAUCCCGAUUUGUGUACAAGUCUGGAGCGUUUCCAGGUGUCUGACAGUGGCACAGGACUGUCAGACAGAUUCAGAUGGUGUGGCAUAAUGCUGGCAAUUCCUCAUUCUUUUUCUGUCUGGAAUGGUUGUGGGUCUUUUAAUUUGUAAGAUUUACAAGUUCUGCAUUCUGUCUUCGCUGCAGUAAGCUUUGCUUUUAUUACAUAGCCUGUUGCAAACUUGGAGAAAUGGUAUUAAUAACUGUAAAAAAUGAGUUCUGGUUAAUAAGGCAAGUGAAACAGGCUUUUAGCUGUGCUUGUUUUACCAUUGCAUAACUGAAGUAGUUACGGACUUGAGUGCUUUGGCAGAGCUUUAAAGCCCAGAUGCGAGUACCCAGCCUGAUCAGCUGUCACAGGCCAGUCAGCUUUGUACUGGGAACCCAGGGCAGGAGGCGAGGCAGCGGCCAGAGCGCUGGUCGGCUGCACGGCGGGCACAGCAGUGGAGGCCAGGGUGCUGUCGAUGCCUAGAUAGUCCUAUCGGGCAGCAGACGAAGGCAGGAAAGCCUGCGUGCUUGUUGAAUAUCCUGCGUGCUUGUUGAAUAUCCUGCGUGCUUGUUGAAUAUCCUGCGUGCUUGUUGAAUAUCCUGCGUGCUUGUUGAAUAUCCUGCGUGCUUGUUGAAUAUCCUGUGUGCUGCAUGCCUUCUGGCUGUCCGUCUUGUGCUUCUCGAUGUGUUUGACACUUCUGAAGUGUUCCGUGCUCUUUGUGUUCCUCAGUCAGCUUGGCUUUCCUAAGGAAAUACAUUGGCUGGCCAGGUACAGCAUCGGUUUUCAUUUGAGCCCAAGGGACAAGGGAAUUGAAAGGAAAAGAGGAAGUCUGCAGUGAUAGAUCAUCUAUCUUGCUGUAUCUUUAAAUCUUAAAUCUAAAUUUAUCUUUAAAUUUAUCUUAAAUAUGGAAUCUGACAGAUUUAGCAUACUACGCAGCUGUGAGAUCAGUUGGGCACCUUGUAAGGGAUCCCUAGCAAAUCUUUUUCUGUUCUGAUAAACUGGUCCAAUUCCACCUUGGUUUUACACCUUUAUGGUUUAGUGUUUAAAGGAUGUCAUUUGAUGGUGUUUGAAGUUUAUAUAGUUGUGACCUGAUGUAGCAGUGUUUGUCUUAACACUGAGGUGGGACUCCAGCCAAUUUAUUUCCUUUUUUGGCUUGUGGUCAGAGCCAUAAAAUAAUUGGAACUGGAUUUUUUUUCCUGGUUUUGAGACUAGCUUGGCAUUUUAAUACAUGUUUCUCUGUUUGUUUAUUUUGCCCUUUUAGAGUCUCCUUGUUCUUGUGUAGGCUGUUUUCCCUUUUGUAAGCAAAGUGUCCUUGUUGUUUGCUAUGUCUAAAGGUGAGAUGUGGGGCUUGAAGGAACCACUUGGGUAACUGAGUCUGAUGAUGUGCAACGUCAAACAAAUUUGUACUACAUGUGAAGUCCAACAUGAUUUAUAAGAGCAUCUUGCACUGUGUCAGAUGGUUAGUGCAAAACCCUCAAAGCCUCUGCCACUGCAGUGUGCCAUAGUAGAAGCACAGGUAGGAUCAAGAUCCCUGCGAACAUGAAAUGAGGCAGAGCUGAAACCUUGGUGGCUUUACACAUGUUGCUGCUACAGAUCUCUGUAACGUUCCCUUUCUUACGAAAGACUGCGUUUCCUUCAGCAGAGCUGCUUUGCUUCUGUGGCGCAGCAAGCAUUCCAGCUGUGGGAUGAACUGCUCUCUCACGAGAGGACACUGUGGAAAUUAACUUGCCUCUGGAAAAAAACUUUUUACCAGUAUUUUAUACAUAAAGGGGUAAGGGUGGGACAUGAUGCGAUUCAUGUGAUGUGUUACGUGAAUAAAGAUUUUUCAGCCAAAA
This is a messenger RNA of Falco peregrinus (peregrine falcon), 3781 nucleotides long. It is a transcript of the gene GOSR2, whose product is annotated as golgi SNAP receptor complex member 2. Gene Ontology annotation, molecular function: SNARE binding; SNAP receptor activity. Gene Ontology annotation, biological process: vesicle fusion; intra-Golgi vesicle-mediated transport. Bases 67 to 564 code for a protein of 165 amino acids. The transcript has 5 exons. The record is from RefSeq and is a predicted model, not a curated record. NCBI's taxonomy places the organism in Eukaryota, Metazoa, Chordata, Aves, Falconiformes, Falconidae. Gene Ontology annotation, cellular component: ER to Golgi transport vesicle membrane; Golgi apparatus; late endosome membrane.